UGAAAUUACUGAAUGUCAAUUCUUGUUUGCAUGGAGUCUUUUUGUCCAGUGAUUGUCAUCUGUUGGCACCUCCAUACAGCAUAGACACUAAUCCCAUCACUCAACCAGUUUCACAGACACAGAUCGGCACUUUCCAUAAGAGAUGUAAGGUACAAUAAACAAACAAUAGAACUGAAUCUACCAAUAACAGUGAGGCGGUCUCACCCUUAUAUUUUCCCUAUGCAUGGAAAGGCAAUGCAGGGGGUAAGAGGAGUGAAGGGUUGUUAUGUCACAAGUGGGCAUACAUAGGUACAGAAUGCCAGCUGGGGACACCAGGCGCCUUUGAGGCCACAGGAAAGUGCCACACUACCAGCACAAGCUAAUGGAGUAUUCACUUCCUCUAGGAGACACAAAGGCCUGGAGUAGUUAGAGUCAGAACAUGACCAGACAGACAUGAAGAUUGAAUGUGGCUUUCAUUUCCAUUAGAAUGAGGGAUGAGGGGAAAUGGGUGAGGGAAAGGAGAGAUGAUAGAGAGAUGGAGUCAGGGUAUCUCUUGCCAGGGAUGUAUUUUGUAUCUGAAUAAUACUAUGAUGUAAAUGGAAGGGGCAUGAACGUAAGUGGAAAGCUGAGGAGUUUAAAAAAGGUAGAAGAAGAGAUAGAGAGGAAGGAUGGAAGAGAGUGUAGUGACUGAGGAGAGAAAAGAAAAGUGAAAGAGAGCAUUUUGGUCAAAGCAACAAAAAAGUGUUGGGGGCUUUUGGAAGGAAAGUGGGCUGCUGGAUUAUGAAUCCAGUGAACGGUGCAGGAUACAAUGCUGCUGGUUUUUCCUAUCUGAAAAGAGGUGAAGAAGAAUAGACAAUUAUCCAUCACUAAUGUAAGACAUGAUAAAGGCAAAUGUGAGGGCAGAUAAAUGGUUAUAUAUGUAUGACAUGUUUGAUCUCAGGAGCACUGAAUGUAAUAGUUUUUACUGUGCACUCUGUAGACUUCCAUUCCAUUAGAUUGAUGGUGAGAUUGCUUUGUGCAGAGACUCCAUUGAGUAAGAAGAAAUGCCAUAAUGCAUUAGACUAGAAAAUGGGAACAAAGGGGAGAAGAGUAAGAUGUUCUAACUUCUGUGAGGCAUUUUCCAUCUGCUGUGCUCAGGCAUUGUAACUUUGAUCCACUUAUCCACCCACACACAGUGCUGCUCAGCUCAACCCAGCUCACCUUAAGUACUGAUACAUUGCUGCAACAGUUUUAACUGCUGGUAAGAUGACAGACAGUAAGUCUGACUUGGUUCUAUUAACUUUUUUAAAUCUAUUUUCCCUCCCUCAUUUUAUUCCUACCGUAUCACUCCAUUCUAGUCCUCUAAUGCAGCUCUUCCUAUUACACACCCCCUUCAUCCUCCCUUCUUCCCCCUCUCCCUCCCGUGUGCCAUUCCUCUCAUCACUCUGUCUUUCUGUGACCUCUCCAUCAUCCAUCCACCUUCUUCUGUUAUUGUUCCCUGUACCUCCUGAAUCCUGCUGUUCCCACUCUCUACCAGUUGUGUGUGUGCCAUCUAUUGUAUGUCUGUGUCGGUGAGAAACCUUCUACAGCGGCGGCGCUCUCUGGGUCCCGCCUCGCCUAAACGCGUCUACAGGAACCUGUCGGUUAGGCUGAGGGGCGGAGAGUCCUCUGCUGCCGGGGAGACAGGCAUGCCGAAACAUUCAUGCAAGGCCACACCCACAGUAAGACAUCCUGAGAGAAAAUGACUUUUGCAUCCAUUUUGGGUGUUUUAUCUUUGCUUUUCUCGAAUUGUCUUAAAUUGUUGUUCCAUAUUAUCAUCUAAAGUUACAUUUUCUUCCUGCAUUUUUCUGCCAUGCCCAUGAGGAUGUACCCUCUUACCCUGUAUCCCUCCAUGUGCCUGUUUCUCACUCAAUCCCCUCUCCUUCUCCUGUGUUAGUAUAAGAACCUGUGGGAGGCAGUGGAGAAUGAGGACACCCUGGCGGUGCAGAGCCUGCUAUUCAGGGACAGAGUGUGUGGCGGAGGAGGAGGAUGGGAUACAGGGGAGAAGAAAGAGAAGGAUUGGGAAAGAGAGAGGGAAAAGGGUGUAAACAGAGUGAGUGAGCAGGGCCUGGUACCUCUGGACGUGGCUGCUCUAACCCAGAACUCCCCUCUGCUGCAUGUGUUGACAAAGGCAGGAGCCAGACACAACCCCGUCUGUGAGUCUUACACAUUGACGUACAUUGAAUCAGUGCAAUCAAGAGAUGGCAAGUAACAGUUAUACACAUUUUACACAAACAAUGGAUCAUCCAGUACAUUAAGACAUUAUUCUUUUUGGGGUAGUGACUACUAGUGAGUGAUCUUUAAAUGUAAUGUUUACAGAUAUAUCUUGUUCCCACACUGUGUAAACAAUGCAAAACAUGUUUAUUAUCUCUCCCUCCCACUCUCUAUCCUCUCUCUCUCUCUCUCUCUCUCUCUCUCUCUCUCUCUCUCUCUCUCUCUCUCUCUCUCUCUCUCUCUCUCUCUCCCUCCAUCCCUUUCUCUCAGUGUGUGGUCCGGCUGAGUGGUUGUGCAAGCUGGAUGCCCUGGUGGUGUUGGCCGGCAGGCAGGUGGAGGACAGGAGGGAGGAGCUACUGGUUCGAGCAGGGGCGGGGCCACAUGUGCAGGCCGACAUUCAGAGACAGCUCCACCUCUGGACCCUACGGCAGCAGCUGUACUGCAGGAUGAGGGAGAGCUUCCACCACACAGGUCAGAGGCUAGGGGUCAGGGGUGAUGAAGGACAAGUAUGACGCACUCAACCCAGUCUCAUUGAUUUGUUUAUGUUAUGUACCUUUUGCUCCAAGGCUGUGUUUACUGUCGGUGUGUCUCUCCAUCUCUCCGUGUCCCCUAGACCUCCCUGGCCCUCCCAGUAGUGUGUCACUGUUUGUGACCAGUGCCUCUUCCCUGUUUGUGUCCAUUCGAGAGCCAACCGGUAUCGCCACUGGAUUGAUCACACGCUACAGAGGUGGGGUUCUACUACUCCAACUCUAACAUUGGCUCUAAUCACUAUUGCAAUUAUGACUCAGUACUCAAUAUCAUAGAUACAUCCAUGUCUCUGUCUCUUUUCCUGUCACCUACAGUGGAAUGGAGCACCUCUGCCAACUUCAAGAGCAUACUUGGCUCAGCCCAGGUGAUCGACACUAAGACCCCCAUCCAUAGCAUCACAGGACUCACGACAGUAAGACACACACGACCCCUGUCACAUGUCCUGAGCCAGAACACCCUGAGGCUAGGAGGCACUUAACCUCAACUGUCUCAGUUACCUGCAUAAAUGAACAACUACUAUGUUAAGUUAUUUGCCCUGGUCUGCCUGUUCGUAAGGUUAAGUCAUGAUGUUAAUGUAUUGGUGUCUUAGGGAGUGCACUACUUUGUGAGAGUGGCCGCCUACAAUGUGAAGGGAUGGGGCCCAGCUCAGAGCUCCAGCCCAGUCAGUGCUGCCCCCUCCAGUGAGUAAAUGGAACUGCAGACAGCCAGACAAAACCACUUUCUGAUAUUCAAUAUUAUCAUCAAUGCUCCGAGUAGAAGUUGCCCCUAAUAACAGAUCAAGAAUCAGCUCCCCAAAUACCAACCUUAGCCAUUUGAAGAAAACAACUGACCUUGGAUCAGUGUCUAGGGGCAACUUCAUAUGACUCCACAGUGAAUAUCAGUGACCGCUGCUGGGCUCUGUCUCCCUCUGCAGGCUGGAGGGAGUGUAUGGGGGUGAAAACUCCAAGCAGGAACAAGGAGGCUUUGGUCAGGAGACUGUUGGAGCAGACCAGAGAGCCACACUACAGGGGAUACUGUAUAGGUAAUGUACUUCUUCAACCAUAACAUAGAUACAGCAUCUCAGUUCCACCUCUCAUACAAGGGGAAUGAAUAUACUAUUCAAAUGAUUUGUGUAAGAUAAACAGCCUUGUACAUUCAAUACCUGUAUAAUAAAUGAGAAGGUAAACAGGAUCAGUCACUCAAAAUAAUACUCUGGCUCUUUCACAUGGCCCUCCAUGUCUGUAUGUCUCAUUCCUUUGUCCUGUGGACCAUAGAGAGCUCGAAGUCCCAGAGCCACAGAAAGCGCCUGUCAAUGUCUCGCGGCCUGAAGCAGCUCUUCCAGUCAGCCACCAAGUUUGUCCGUCUCCUACAGAGGUGAGACAGCAAUGCUCCUCACCCAACAACUCUGUCUCUCUACCACUAACAUCUCACAUGGUUACAUUUAGAGAAAGAUUACACUCUGUUUCUGUUCCCUCAGUACAUCCCCUACUCUUUGAACAAGGGUUUCAGUCCCUUUCAGCCCUCUCUUUCUUGCACCUACCUCUCUAUUCAGAUUUUUUCUGUCUUCCCUCCUUAGGAUGAAACUAAUCUUAUUCUCUCCUCUGUUCUUCCUCAUUGUCUCAUUGUUAGGGGUGUAUACCUGGCAACUGUGUUCUACAACAAGGAAAACAUCCUGGUCACAGCAGAUGACCAGCUCCCAUUGGUGGAGAUCCAGUGCUGCUCCACCUCCAUCACUCAGGACUUCCUUUGGUUCGCCAAGGUUAGCUGUCAAUCAAAUUGAAUACAUUGGUAUGUAAACCUGUGUGAAAUAUAUGUUCCAAAGUUACAUUGUCUCUUUUCUAUCUUUCUAUCCCUCGCUCUCUUUCUUACAGUUGUCCUGUGCGUGGCAACAGGUGCCCUGGCUCCAGCAGGCCCUCUCCUCCGCUCUCUCCUCCUCUUCAUCACUCCUUCAGAACAGGCACAAUAUCUUGCAGGCUGUAGCACAACUACAGGUGAUUUUUUUUUAUAAUUUACACUAAUAGGUCACUGUACAUGGCCUUCUCAUCAAACAAGCACCUAGCAAAGAUGAAGAGACAACAUUUUCUGUAAACUUUCUCUUUCACUGCCUGUUUCUCGUUGACUUUCCUUUUCACUCUUUCUCUUUAUCCUGAUAUUUCAUACUUUUCUCCCUCUCUCCUUCCCUGCCUCUCUCUGCAGUCCUCUCUGGGGACAGUAGACUUGGGGCAGGUGUACUAUGAGCCUCUGAAGGACAGGCAGGGUAACGUUCUGCUGGUGACGGUGAGGGAUUGUGCGGCCCACACCAAACCCCCUGACCCCCCUCUCCACUGGGUCCCCCUGGCUUUGCUGGAGAAGAAACAGAGCAGGACCCCUCUACUCCCAGAGCCUACUGCCAUGGACACCCUCACAGAGCAGCUCAAGGUGACCCUUCCUGGCUGGGCCACUAUGUGCUUGUGUUUAUAUACAGUAGUAAGGCUUCUUAUUGUGCUAAUACAACAAUGCCUUUCUCUGUGUCCCUCACCAGGAGAAGCUGUCCUUCCACAGACGCAGUGUCCAGUGGGCCCAGCCUGGCCUGUACGUGGGCAUCUUGAAGCUGUGCAGCACAGUGGAGCAGAUCAGGGUUCUAGUGCCCCAGAGGCUGCCCAACCUGCUAUGCCACGCCAGAGUGCGCCACAAUCCCCAUGUGUCCCGGUAACACAGCUAACACACUACCACUGAGCUUACCACUGAGUUUAGUAUGCACUACUGCGUAAAGACUGACUUUUAAACUGUUCUGACCUGGUAUAGCUGAUGAUGAAAUGGAAUACUGUAUAAUACUUAUAAUGAAGUGUGUCCUCAAUGUUUGCCUAGUGUUUUUAAGGAUUACUGACUGAUCAAAUCAGGUCAUUGCAAAUGAUAGUUCCUUGUGAUGUGUUUUGGGCUGCAUUUUUGUUUUAGAGAUGAAUGGGCGUGGUUACAAUGCCACAACAUCUUAACAGCCAAUGAGGACACAGAGGGUGAGGAUGAGACCUCGAUGGACAGCUCUGGGCUGGGGGAGUUUGUGAGGUCACUCAGGGCCGCUGUCACUCUCUUGUUGACAAAGCUCAACAUCCCCCUCUACAGGGUAACCAUGGUUUCACUUACUCUCCAACUCACAUGCUUUUAGAUCUCAUUUAAAUGAUAUACUGUAUCAUGUCAUACACCUCUCUUACCUCUUUUUGUCUUCUCUCUCUAUUAUUUUCUUUUUUCUUUUUCUCUCUCUUGAUGUUCUUCAUCUCUUGUCCUCAUCCUCUGAUCAUCACUCCUUUCUCCCUGCUCUCCUCUCCUGCAGGCAUAUCAGUACGGUGUGUACACCCGGGAACUGCUGCAGUUUGGGGAUAAGAUGUCCAUGCUGCUCCUGCUGCCCCCCAGUGAGGACUUCAGCUCUAGCUACUGGCCCCUAGUUGGCACCAAGGAGCCAGGCCUCACAAUGCCACUGCAGAUCUUUGAGCUGGGUAAGUAUUGGUGCCAGGGUUUAAGUUUCAAGUUUUUAUUGUCAUGCGCAAUAGUUCUUGCUUGCUCUUUCCCAACAAUGCAGUAAUCAAUAUCAGUAGUACUAUACAAAAAUAAAUACAAUGUAAAGUAGAAUAUACAGGGUCAGUUCCUUGGUCAGUGCCAUUACCAUAUUUACAAUGUGCAGGGAUACUGGAGUGGUAGGGUUAGAUAUGUAUAGGGUUAAGGUGACUAGGCAUCAGGAUAUAUGAUAAACAGAGUAGCAGCAGCAUAUAUGAUGAUUGUAUGUGAGUGUGUGUGCGUGUGUGUAGAGUUAGUAUGAAUGUACACUACCGUUCAAAAGUUUGGGGUCACUUAGAAUUGUCCUUGUUUUCGAAAAGAAAAGCAAUUUUUUUGUCCAUUAAAAUAACAUCAAAUUGAUCAGAAAUAAAUUUUAGACAUUGUUAAUGUUGUAAAUGGCUAUUGUAGCUGGAAACGGCUGAUUUUUAAUGGAAUAUCUACAUAAGCGUACAGAGGCCCAUUAUCAGCAACCAUCAGUCCUGUGUUCCAAUGGCACGUUGUGUUUGCUAAUCCAAGUUUAUCAUUUUAAAAGGCUAAUUGAUCAUUAGAAAACCAAUUUGCAAUUAUGUUAGCACAGCUGAAAACUGUGCUCAACGUCAACAGUGAAGAAGCGACUCCGGGAUGCUGACCUUCUAGGCAGAGUUGCAAAGAAAAAGCCAUAUCUCAGACUGGCCAAUAAAAAUAAAAGAUUAAGAUGGGCAGUCUGAGAUAUGGCUUUUUCUUUGCAACUCUGCCUAGAAGGUCAGUAUCCUAGAGUCGCCUCUUCACUGUUGAUGUUGAGACUGGUGUUUUGCGGGUACUAUUUAAUGAAGCUGCCAGUUGAGGACCUGUGAGGCGCCUGUUUCUCAAACUAGACACUAAUGUAUUUGUCCUCUUGCUCAGUUGUACACCGGGGCCUCCCACUCCUCUUUCUAUUCUGUUUAGAGCCAGUUUGCGCUGUUCUGUGAAGGGAGUAGUACACAGUGUUGUACGAGAUCUUCAGUUUCUUGGCAAUUUCUCGCAUGGAAUAGCCUUCAUUUCUCAGAACAAGAAUAGACUGACGCGUUUCAGAAGAAAGUUAUUUGUUUCUGGCCAUUUUGAGCCUGUAAUCGAACCCACAAUUGCUGAUGCUCCAGAUACUCAACUAGUCUCAAGAAGGCCAGUUUUAUUGCUUCUUUAAUCAGCACAACAGUUUUCAGCUGUGCUAACAUAAUUGCAAAAUGGUUUUCUAAUGAUCAAUUAGCCUUUUGAAAUGAUAAACUUGUAUUAGCAAACACAACGUGCCAUUGGAACACAGGACUGAUGGUUGCUGAUAAUGGGCCUCUGUAUGCCUAUGUAGAUAUUCCAUAAAAAAUCAGCAGUUUCCAGCUACAAUAGCCAUUUACAACAUGAACAAUGUCGGCACUGUAUUUCUGAUCAAUUUGCUGUUAUUUUAAUGGACAAAAAUUUUUUAAUGGACAUUUCUAAGUGACCCCAAACUUUUGAACGGUAGUGUAUGUGCGUGUUAUGUGAGCAAAUGAAGUGUGUGUGUGUGUGCGCUUGACGUGCGGAAGUAGAGAGAACAGUCUAUGUGUUGGGUGGCUGGAGUCUUUAAUGAUUUUCCGAGCCUUCCUUUCACACCGCCUGAUAUAGAGGUACUGGAUGGCAGGCAGCUCUGCCCCAGUGAUGUACUGGGCUGUCCGCACCACCCUCUGUAGCGCCAUGUGAUCGAGGGCAGUGUAGUUGCCAUACCAAGCAGUGAUGCAGCCAGUCAAGAUGCUCACAAUUGUGCAGCUGUAGAACUUUUUGAUGAUUUGAGGGCCCAUGCCAAAUCUUUUCAACCUCCUGAGGGGGAAGAGGCGCUGUCACGCCUUCUUCACGACUGUUUGUGUGUGUGUGGUCCAUUUUAAGUUCCAGAGGAACUUGAAGCUCUCGACCCGCUCCACUGCAGCCCUGUCUCGAUGUGGAUGAGGGCGUGCUCGCCCUCCCGUUUCCUGUAGUCCACAAUUAGCUCCUUGGUCUUCUUGACGUUGAGGGAGAGGUGCAUGGACAACAUAGAGAAUAUAAGAUGUGUUAUGCCGUUUAUGUUUUUGCUCAGAGGAAACUGUCGGUGGUCAGUUGAUGUGCUUAGAUGUUUCUCUUUAUUUUCUGUCUAAUCCUCACGUCUCACAGUGCACUUCUGGACGUACGAGCAAGACUUCCUGUCUCAGUACUGUCAGGUCUGGGUUCGGUUGGAGCUGGACGCCCAUCUGUCCCAGCAGGCUUUGCGAGAAGCUCUGGACACUAAGGAGGUGCAGGAGGCCAGAGGCCGUCUUGGUCACAUCACUCAGCUCUCACAGGUAGACUACCCAUAGAGAGUCAUGAAAUAGAUAUCAAAGGAGGACAGUAUGUGUGUAUGAGAGGGAAUAAGCCCUCUAUUAGAACUCUCACCCAUGCCUCUCUGUCCCUUUGCCCUGUUUAGAGUCUUGAGGUGGUGUGGCGCGAGGCCCGGUGGAUCAUGGAUGUCCUGCAGUGUGUCCGCUCUAAACAGUGGGUGGGGGCGGUGCCUCUGGGCCUGGUCAUGGGAGGAGACCCACCUGCCCACCCAGACGAUGAGGAGGAUGACAGGCCUACCACCAGAGUCUGGCCCCAGCGCAUACUCUCUCAAAAGAAAAUAUCAGGUGACUUGUUAAUGUAGUAGAUGUAGUUGAUGAAUGAUUCAAUGUAUUUGAUUGAAGCAUUAGAGAGCAGGCAAGGGUGAGAAGAAAAUCAUUUUAUAUUGUGAUGCACUUAAUUCCUCAGUUUAAUAUUCAGGUACUUCCUUUGUCCGUUUGACGUAACUAACUCUCAUUUCUGUUGGCCCUCUCCUCUCACUCCCUCUAGAGAGCAUUACAUGUACUGUUACAGACAUUGGUGUCAGCGGUGGGAUCUCUGAGCCAAUAUUUAUCCCGGGGGUCCAUGAAGAGGCUGUCUGUUUAAUGGAAGGGACUAGCAAAGGUGGGUACCCCGUGGACCUCAGUGCCCAACAGCCUAUUGUGGCGUUCAACAGCCUGGACCAAUCAGGAGUUGGAUUCGACGGUGUGACCCAAUCAGAAGUGGUAGAUCAUGACAGUGGAGAACUGGAGUAUCCCCACAGUUUUGUCAGUGAUGUGAUCCCACCUCUACCAGAGCUGGACCUCAUCUUCCCCACACUGAGUCUGAUAGACGAAGAGAGGAAGGAGGACCCUGUACCUGGGGGGAUGGAUAUGUUAGACAGCUUAAGUCUUGGAGUCGGUGAAAGCGAGGCUUUCUUUGGACUAAACUCUGACUUGAUGAGUGGACCUAAGGGUUGCUCUCUCUCUGAUGUGCAUCAUGAUACGAACACACUGACAGCAGGCCUUAGUUUAGGAGACAGAACCUGUGCAGAUACACUGUUCUCAAGUCAUUUAGAUGGGCUGGCCACAUCUGCCCCUUCUCCCAUUGUGAGGACCACACCUGCCCAAAGCUGGGAUUUACCUACAGAGGACACUGUGAUACAUGCUGGCAACAGGGGGAGCAGCAUGCCAGCCAGGAGCCAUGUGGAGUGGGUGAACUCCUCUAACCAGGCAUCCUGA
Messenger RNA from Coregonus sp. 'balchen', 9776 nucleotides. The record is from the annotation of a GenBank genome assembly. NCBI's taxonomy places the organism in Eukaryota, Metazoa, Chordata, Actinopteri, Salmoniformes, Salmonidae.